This is a messenger RNA of Ogataea parapolymorpha DL-1, 2067 nucleotides long. RefSeq names its product ubiquitin carboxyl-terminal hydrolase 8. NCBI's taxonomy places the organism in Eukaryota, Fungi, Ascomycota, Pichiomycetes, Pichiales, Pichiaceae. Gene Ontology annotation, molecular function: cysteine-type deubiquitinase activity. Gene Ontology annotation, biological process: protein deubiquitination. The coding region runs from base 1 to 2067 and encodes 688 amino acids. The transcript has 2 exons. The record is from RefSeq and is a predicted model, not a curated record.
AUGCCCUCGGGAACCAGCAAACCUCGCAACCUUCACGAGCUGACGGGGCUGGUCGAUGAGCUGCUUGAGUCGCUGAAAGUCGGCUCGUCGAAUUCCACCAAAGAGCACCUUGUGAAGGCCCUCGAAUGCAUUGAGAACUACAAAGGCGUUGUUGGGCAGAAACAUGUUUCUGAGCUCGCGACAUCGGAAUUCGAGGAGGGUUUUAUCUAUUACAAUGCCGCAUCUAGGAUUUUGAGCGAACUGAUCCCAAAACUCAACGACUACCGACAACUCAAGCAGAAACCCAGCCUCUACCAGUUUUACGCAGAUCUGAUCAAUUACCUCGUGAGACAGCGCCCCACAUAUGAGGCUAUGAAACAACAUAUUCGUGGAUCCUCCGACAACCUGGUUUUGAGACUACAGACGCUAAAGAGCGGGACGGACAUAGCGUCCAACGGCUCGGCCAAAAAAGACUUUACCCAGCUGUUCGAUUCCUUUGGCGAUGUCAUUUCAGUUUCGCAGCUUUCGUCGCUGCUUAAGCACCACUCGGACCUCGUAUUGCUUAUAGAUUUGCGCCGCAAACGAGAAUUCGAGUUCGAGCAUAUAGAUCUCGCAGAUUACAUCAUACAGUUGGAGCCAGUGUCAAUUAGAGACAGCUACACCUGCCACGAGAUAGAAAAAUAUUCCAUGAUUACGGACACAGACGAAGAACGGGAAUUGUUUGCACGGCGAGACCGCUUUGAAUUGGUGGUUGUUCUAGACUACAAUUCCACUACGGAGUCCAAAAGUCCGGAACUUGCGCGAUUGAUAUCAAUACUGACCACCAAAAACGCUGGAGUCUUUCUCAAGCGCAAACCUGUCAUUCUAGACGGCGGCUACAAGGCAUGGUCGGAGUCUCGAUCUUCUCUGUCGUCGCCAAUGCAUGGGCCCCGGCCCGUUUAUGGACGUGACCGGUCUGAGUCUGUGAAUUCUAUUUCCAGCCACGACGACAUCACAAUCAAACGAAGGACAUCUUACAGCGAACGGUCGCUCAUCAAGAACGUCGGUGAGUUUCUUUCUAGCCAGUCCAGACCGCAAUCCAGCCAGAGCCCUGUCGAGCUCAAGUCCCCUGCAGCCGUGCCCUACCAUGAAAUGUAUAGCCGCAAGGACCUCCCUUCUCCAAAACCCGAAUUGUCCAUAUCGUCGAGCUCACCGUCACGGCCUUCUCCUGCAUUUUUGUCGCCAGCGCUUCUUCCCAGCUCGCGAAGCUCGCCGCCUAAAGCCCAGCUACCAACGCUGCCAACGAAACCUGUAUCGUCGCCGGCACCAGUCUCCAGAUCAGGCUCUGUGUUCCAGAACUCUCUAAGUGUCAUGACUGGCCUGGCAAACCUGGGAAACUCCUGUUACAUGAACUCUGCGCUCCAGUGUCUAAUUGGCUCAAAACGACUUACAGAGUUCUUCAUUGUCGGCACAUUCAAACAACACAUCAACAUGAAUUCCAGACUGGGAUCAAAGGGCAUACUGGCAAACGAGUUCUCGUCGUUGCUGACAGAACUGUACAAGAAAAGCAGUCCCAGCCGUCCGCAAUCAGUAACGCCCCGUCAGUUCCGCAAAGUGAUAGCAUCUCUCAAUAGCAUGUACAGAACGUUGGACCAGCAGGAUUGUUCGGAGUUUUUGAACUAUGCGCUCGACUCCCUUCACGAGGACCUCAACGAGAACGGCAAUCAUCCGAAAUUGCCCGAAUUGAGCAAAGAGGAGGAAGAAAAACGCGAAAAACUGCCAAUUAGAAUUGCAUCGACAAUCGAGUGGGAACGGUAUCUCAAGACCAAUUUCAGUAUCAUCGUGGACAUUUUCCAGGGCCAGAUCAUGUCGCAGCUCCGGUGUCUGAAUUGCUCCACCACUUCGACCACAUACAACGCAUUCAUUGCUCGACAACGACAAUGCGUGGCUCUGUCCGCACUGCAAAACAAAACAACGUACGCUGAAACACCUCCAGAUCUCCAGACUGCCCCAGGUGCUUAUCAUCCACCUCAAACGCUUCAAAAUGGGCAACUAUCUAACCAAACUCAAUACCUACAUCGACUAUCCUUUGGAAUUGCAGCUGGAUAA